Haliotis rufescens (red abalone) is the source of this 1522-nucleotide messenger RNA. Its product is annotated as transmembrane protein 127-like. Gene Ontology annotation, cellular component: membrane. Gene Ontology annotation, biological process: negative regulation of cell population proliferation; negative regulation of TOR signaling. The transcript has 4 exons. Bases 115 to 1071 code for a protein of 318 amino acids. NCBI's taxonomy places the organism in Eukaryota, Metazoa, Mollusca, Gastropoda, Lepetellida, Haliotidae. The record is from RefSeq and is a predicted model, not a curated record.
GCCGAACAUAACCGAAGAUCUCCUUCCGGUUUCCAAAGAUAACUCUGCGAAGGAUGUAAGAAAAAUUGGCGACAGGAGAAGAAUUUGGAGGUAUGCAUCAGUAGACUACCCACUAUGCCAAGUUCACGGAGUUCAGGGAGAACUCGAAGUCGGGAGUCGACAUCAAGAAGAAGUCGCUCAAGCAACCGAUCACGCAGUCGUCAUAGCGAUGGCCAGAGUCGCAGUCGACGCCAUUCACACUGUAAUUUCAAACAGCGUGAACGGAACUUUGCUGGAGCCGUUUGUAACAUGAUAACUAUUGUGAUUCUGUGUGUGGCCUUGGCGGAACCCAAAUGGGUGUCUAUCUACAAUGGACUCUGUAGCCUCAUCCAGAGACCGCGGGGAGGAUUGCACUUCCUGGGAGCGUUUCAGUUCUUCUAUAGUGGACAUUUUAUAGCGCCGGGCACAUAUCCAGAUGAAGGUUCUAGUGUUUUAUAUCAGUAUGGGCCCAGCAUGCUAGAUGUAAUGGCCAACUGUGUGACCACAAAGGCAGUGAUGGUGUUCAAGUGGGUGAUAGCUGCCUCCUGUGUCGCAGUCAUUUGUAGCCUCAUCGCCUUCCUGCUGGAUUUGACUGGGCCCACGCAGAGGACCUUCCGCAUGUUACAUCGCAAUGCCAUCUUCAGCAUUCUCACAGUUGUGAUCUGUGUGAUUGUGAACAUCCUGUGCUAUUUCAUCACGACACAAGUACAGCAGCUUCAAGGGGACAACAAGAAAGUAGAGGUGUCCUUUGAUGUCAGUUUCUACCUUAUCUCGGCAGCAGGAAGUGUGUCCGUGUUUGCUGUGGCCUGCAACUGCCUGCGCCGAUACCCUCUCCACGAGGAGCCCCGCCCUCAGCCGUACUUGCUGGACGACUGCGACGACCUGCACUCUCUACUGUCUCCCUACAGUCACGACGUUUCCUUCAUAGGGCAACUGCCGCCACCCCCAGCCUACUCCCCCAAUGUCCCCUCUACAACCCCAACUGCAACAACAUCUAACACAUCUGCAACCACCUCCACCCCUGGCCCAGCUCCUGCUAGUGUGGUUGCUUGAAAAGCUCAACAGUGUAUGUGUAUUGGUCAGGCCUCCACUAUCCCAAUCCCCACUCCCUCACAGAACCAACCUUGACACCACCCCAACCUCUACAUUGCCGCUGUCCCUCCCAUCUUCCCAAGUCAAGGGAGUUAACUGACUUUAAAAGUCCAGAUUCCACCCUUGCUGAACUAAGCUGGAAUUAUGGAGUUAUAUUUUGGCUGGACUAAAGGGUUUAUGCAUAGUCCAAUCAAAAUAGCGUAACGAAAUCAACAUCCAGUUCGUAAACUGCUGUGUAGAUUUCAGUCAAUUGCAGGAUUUGCGAAGGAUGUGUACCACCAGCUCAGCGUCAGCAGAUAUUUUCCAAAUCUUUUCAUGUUUUUGAUCAAGGUGCACAAAUGAUCUGAUGCACUUCACGAGGUAAGACCCAUUAUAUAUAAUAAAGAUCUUGAUUAUCGAUCAGAUCUGAACU